This is a messenger RNA of Serendipita indica DSM 11827, 3540 nucleotides long. The record is from the annotation of a GenBank genome assembly. NCBI's taxonomy places the organism in Eukaryota, Fungi, Basidiomycota, Agaricomycetes, Sebacinales, Serendipitaceae.
AUGUCCAAAGGCACCACGACGACAGCCUCGGUCAAUAAACGCAAGGCAGGUGCAUCUACGCCUCUGCUCGCCGCUUGCUCUCUCCCAUAUUCCUUACUUUCCCUGUCGUUCUCUAACUGCAACGACGACGGCUGCAUGGCCCACGCACGGCUGCCCAGUGCUCCAGAUGGCCCCCUUUCCCAUGUUGUCUCCGAUGCUAACAGGGUCCUCCUCGUCGAGAAGAAUGGCAAGCUACAUCAUCCAUUUCCGCGCACUAUUGCGCCUUACCCGCUUAGCCACGAACGCGCCGUCGCCGAUGCAGAUGCACUCGAUCUAGCGUUUCGUCUGCAUCUCUUUGACGGCAGCCCGAGUGCCAUCCCGCUCAUUCGCCUUGACGACCCGAGCACACAUCCCCGGCGUUGUCUCGACUUGGGAUGUGGGUCAGGGGAAUGGAUUAUUACUGCUGCAAAAGCUCUGGCCGCACACAAAGUCUCCCUCGUCGAUACGACUUCACUCUGGUCUAAUCAAGCAAGUCUUCAUUCUCCAACCACCCUUUUGUCGACCAACCCCAAUGUUCAUCCGACCCUUGGUGCAUCCACCCUGCGUCCACUCGCGGAUCGCAUAGAGUGGGUCCAGGCGAACUUCCUGCGCAUUCUGCCGUUUUACGCAGGAGAAUUUGACUAUAUCCGACUUUCUGGCAUUGCGCGAGGCGUACCAGAGGACAAGUGGGACAGUCUGUUAUCUGAAAUAUCGCGUGUAUUGGCGGUCAACGGACAUCUAGAGAUUGAAGAGGAAGAUGUUAUCUUUCCAAUCCUGCCCUCUUCCGAUCUGCCGACGGAGCCGUCAUCAGACCCUGCAUUCACCCGCCGUCCGUUCGAGACGCCGGGUCACGCCAAUUUGUCAAAAACGACAAUUAGCAAGCGCAGUUAUCGAACCUCGACCUCGAGCUCAUUCUGCUGUGUCGGGGACGAGGACGAGGAGGAUGGAAUGAUGGCCAUCCCAGAGGCCAGUCUUUCUCCUCACACGGCCCAGAAGAAUUCCCCAUCAUCGCCGUCUACUCGCCGUCUGUCCCUUUCAGCCAAUAGAUUCCUUGCAGCUGCGGCGCCCAACCCACCACCACCAGUUCCCAGCCUGUCGAUAAACACUAGAAUAAUGGGUAUAUCCGCUGCAAAGGAAGAUUCACCCAUUCUGCAACGUCCCCCCGUCGAUUUCCCAUUUGAACUCGCAUCCGAACCCACCGCCACAUCCAAACCGUUGGCCAGCCCUGGACACGGCUCAAUUCCACCCCGACGGAGGACAAACGAUCCAGCGAUUCCACCUGGAUGGGAAGGUCCCAUUGUGCAUAGCGCUCCCAACUCGGCAGCCACUUCUCAGUUUCCGAUCCCCUCGAAACCGGCCAGGACAUCACGACGUCCUAAAACCGCAUCAACCAUCGCGUCAACCAUCAUGUCUUCUAUGACCCCAAAGGCGUCCAAGUCGGAUGGACUAAGACGACCAUCGUCAGCGGGUGCGAACCGCAGGCAGGGCAAUGGCUCCGCUGAUGCUUCUUGGGGCUCCGUGCCGCCUUUGCCAAUAUCGUCCAGGAACCCGUCAUCCAUAUCUACACACCCAGAUUCACCUACCAAAAAGUCGUGGAAGACUGUCUUUUCGUCCAAGCCUAGACCGUCGCGAUCAACUGUUUCUCCUCCAUCAAAUAUUCCCGGCAUCCCCAUCCAGCCACUAGCUUCCCUCACCCAGCGUGCUAACGUCAGGCACGAUCAUCAAGUCUUGAAGACACUCUUCUUUAGUGUGUUUGAGAGUAGAUUCAUCAACACAUCCCCCACGGCCAUUCUGCCCUCACUCCUAAACACAUACUUUCAGGGUGUGUCCGUGACGCCCCCAAUCGACUUUCCAGUCCCACCGCUGCCUUCUGUCCUCAAAGAGGUGUGCAGGAGAGAGAAGCGGAAUAUCACCCAGCGCGAAUGGGGGAGAUGUGGUCUCGAAGUAUCCCAGACGGCCAAUUUGAGCAUUAUACGCUCACCAGGUGACUUGAGGCAUGCAGUAUCGUCGUCCAAAGGUCUUGGGCUCGAACGAGCUCUGCACACACGCGCGCUACUCCAACCCGAGACAAGUGAGGGGAAACAGUUGAAGAAAUCCCGCUCUUCUCCUGCACUCGCAUCACGCAAGAGGACUAGUAUGGACCAGCAUUACCCUCUUGCGAGGCCCUUUACUCCUCAAUCGGGGAUCAAUAAGCGAAGCGAGUCGCCCUCCUUGACUUUAUCCUCUGCCACCUCGAGCAGUGCAUCUAUCCCUACGCCUACAUCUGCUAUACACCAGAUUCCGCGUGUACAGCCUAUUCCAGAGUAUAAUGCCUCUUCACCGUUGUCGGUUCAAAGUCCCCACAGCCCAAUUCCUAGAAGCAAGGACGAGGAAGAGGACGCGAAGUUUGCGAUCAUGGGAGACGGUGGCUGUUUUCCCUUGGACUCACCGACCACACCAUCUACCCAACCGAGCACUGGCGUCGUAUUCGACUCGACUGCUUCGAUAUCUACCGUCCCCGAGACUCACAAUAAGCGGUCGAUGGAUAACGACACAAUCAGUCAUCUCUCCGGAUGGGGGAGACCAUCUGUUGACGUGUUGACUUGUGAAGAAGAGGAAGCUCUCAAUAACAAGGAUCUACGAGAAUUUGAUCACGUCGCUGCACAAGAAUUGGGCGUAUUCGAUGGCGUAUUUGGACCGGAUAUCAUCAAAGCGGCAUAUGACCCUCGCGCAUUGAGACAGGAGCGAGUGUAUGUGCGUCCCAGAGGCACAUUUGCGGGUCAUGGCAUGCCAGUUCCCCCUGCGCUCCUGGAGAUGGACGACUUAUCUAUGGGCGUGCAUCUUACACGUUGUUGGACCAAUGUAAUGGCCUGCAAGGAAGCAAUGUGGGAAGAGCUCCAGCGCCGGGCGGAGAUCAUUCACGGUCCUGAAGAGUCUAUGUAUGGAGAGAAGGCGAGAUCCAACGCACAUACUAUGCGCCGUGUCACGCUGCUGGAUCAAGUCGAGUGGGUCGGCACCGAACGGCGUUUGUCGGAUCGUGACAAGUUUGACUUGCUGUUCCUCCGCUUUGAAGACGAUAUGCGUCACUGGGCAUCUAUCGGAACCGAGCUGAGGGGCAAACUCUCCUGGAUUGACCCCAGAUUCGCACAACAUGGCCCCGUUCCGCAUCCACCACUCAGAAGCAAGCCAUCACUCUCCGUCUUCAAUCCCUCGCGUCGACCGAGUGAGGCGCCGAGUCUCCAAUCUACUCUUGUUAGUGGGAGUAGCAUCCUGACGAGCAGUUCGGCAUCGACGACUGCCGAAUCUCCCACCGUUGCCUCUAUCUCAAGCCCAAUUGCAUCGGUCCAUAGUGGGAAUGGCGCACCGCUGCCAUCCGCAGGCCAGGUGCGCUACGGAUGGGACGACGGACGUGGGCCAGGAAAGGACGGAAUUGUGGUUCCCGGCGUCGAUAUAUGCCGGACUUUACGCAUCUUUACCGCUCGCAAGGCGGCAGACACGCGUGAUCCUGGAGGCAACGCAAUGAAAAUCAUGAGCGUUCUUUGA